Molecule: messenger RNA, 2369 nt
Organism: Xiphias gladius (swordfish)
Lineage: Eukaryota; Metazoa; Chordata; Actinopteri; Istiophoriformes; Xiphiidae
Gene: ubxn10
Product: UBX domain protein 10
Exons: 1
Coding region: 50-823 (257 amino acids)
Molecular function (GO): protein binding
Source: RefSeq, a predicted model, not a curated record
AGCCUGGAGGCGACUGGAAAUCUCCACUGGCAGGCCGACGUGAACUCUAAUGCGAGACAGACCCCCCCCCCCCAAAAAAAAAAAAACCAGCUGCUUAUCAAUGCAUUUAACGAGACCGAAGUCCUCCAAAGGGCGAAGCAGACCCGCUGUAAACAACACAGACAGCGCCCGGAGGACCCCCGUGUCCCCAGGGUCUCCAGCACACAGCAGGCCGGACACAAGCCUCCGCUCCCGGUCGCAGCCCAGCAUGCGGCAGGCCGGCCGGCCGAGCCAGGAUGAAGCUCCGUGCGUGCUGCGGCACGCCCCUGCCGCUCCGCCACAGUCCUUGAACAAGUACAGGGUCCUGCCGUCCAUAGAGAGCAGGCGGUCUGAGGUGAGCCCCGGGAGAAGCCUGGGCAAAAGCGUGUCCAAGCUCACCUUGUCCGAGGGUAACGUCCUGCAGCAAAGGCGCAGGCACGAGGCGCCACAGACCAGCGGCUCCGGAGGGGACGGUGGGCCACUCAGGAUCCGGCCCAAGCCUCCAGACCCGGGACCGGUAACGGCCAAGGAGGCUGGUGCCGGUGGCGGCUUGCUCUUAGCCAUCCGUGCGCCGUGUGGCAGGAGGUUUCAGCAGCACUUUGAGCCCACAGACACUCUGCUGACGGUGAGAGCCAGUGCAGAGGCCAGGUAUGGAGCCGAGUAUGGAGAGGCCUCCGUCGAGACCAUGGACGUGCCGCGCAGGAGCUUCACGGACAUGGACAUGACUCUGGCCCAGUGUCGCAUCUUCAACAGAUCGGUGCUGUGCAUUUCUCAGAAUAAUGGCAGUGAGGUGGAACACGACUGAGCUCAAAUCAUUUUAAAAAUGUUGAUUUACGCUUGAAGUUCGGCUUCGUGGUGGCGUUUAAAGUCCCCCUCCGCUUAAAAAUGUCUUUUCGCUUAAGGUUAUUUGGAUGUUUGACCUCUGACCACGGUGCCGGGCCAUGUCCCUCCUGUGCGCUCACCUUAAAUCCUAAGUUUAAUGUUUAAAUCUGCUGAAAUACACAAGCAUGAUUUGUGGAGCCAGUCGUGGUCCAAUGGGCAGUUGGCGAAAGUGGGACUUGUGUCAAACUUAAAACCUCCAGCACACAUACACUAAGAGUGGCCUUUUCUCUUAAGCAGCAGAUCACACAAUCUUGUGUCCAGUAGCUUUUGAAACUAAAGAUAUCAGUGUGUUCAUAAAUUAUGGAUUUUUCAAUAAGACAGAGUCCUGAAAGAUUUCAUAUAUAUACAUAGAUUAUUAUUAUUAUUUUUUCAGGUUUUGUUCACAUAUGUUGUGCACUUGAUUUUCAUUUUUAAAAAUUGACCUUGUGGGACCUCAGGAGGUUCCAUUAGACGGGGCGUUUUAAGAAUUUUUUACUAGUUUAAUUGAACUUUUUUGUGGCCGUAUUGCACAAUAUUAUUGCUCAUUUUUCAAAGCGGCGUACUUUUAGGUCUUCAAACAUGUCUGGAGGGGAUUUGUGAGUACACACAAGCUUGUUUUUUGCAACUGUCAUUGACUAAAAUCAAUGUCAGUACAGUGAAUUCUGAUUGAUUCUGGUUUUGCUGUACUAUUGAAUACUCAAAGCAGUUUGACUAAAAUUGUGUCCUGUACGUCUGUACAUAGCCACAUUUGGCCUAUGAGGACAUUCAAAUGACAUGUUUGUUCGGCUUCUACACAAGCAGGAAUACACCAGAUUAAGGGCCCUGGAUCUGCUUUCAGGUUUUGAUUUUAGAGAGGAGAAUCUGGUAACGCUGUGUGACGGUUGCAGUCGUACUAGCAUUCAAUGCCAAAGGCUAAUCAGAGGUUGUUGAUAUAACAGGCCAGCUGACAAAUAGGACAAACACGGUUUCAUAAAUUUUAUUUGUUGCCAUUUUCCACAUCUUUUCUUGAUGUUCUUUUAUGCCAAAUAAAGUCUUUCAUUAGGACGCACAGGUUAUUAGAUUAAUAUGAGCAAUGUUCCCGCUUCACUUUCGUAUUACAACUACUUCCCUGCUUUCAAAGUGCGUAAACACGAAUACAUGAAGUUAUAUUUAACCUGGACUACGUUUUUUAAUUUUACAAACUUCUGCUGUGUGCGUUGAGUCAGGCUAAGAGGCAUCGUGCAUUACAAAAAAAGGAGUAAAAUGAUUGUUUGACAGGCACCCGAUGGGAAAAACAAUAGGAAUUUUUCACAAGACAUUUUGAAACGUAUGACAGAUGAAUUCCAGAACAAGGCCAUUGUUAAUAUUGGUAACAGCUGGUUUUUUUUGUUUGUUUUUUUUUCUUUCCAUGAUGAGUGGAAAUGACAAAAAGCCCCAGUUUCGAACGCCCCUCACUCUGAGCUGGUGCUCUUGUUUAUUUUCCACACUGAAUGGAGUCGGAAAAUUAUUUC